Molecule: messenger RNA, 7698 nt
Organism: Carassius auratus (goldfish)
Lineage: Eukaryota; Metazoa; Chordata; Actinopteri; Cypriniformes; Cyprinidae
Product: transient receptor potential cation channel subfamily M member 3-like
Exons: 25
Coding region: 1584-6746 (1720 amino acids)
Biological process (GO): monoatomic cation transmembrane transport; metal ion transport; protein tetramerization
Cellular component (GO): plasma membrane
Molecular function (GO): monoatomic cation channel activity
Source: RefSeq, a predicted model, not a curated record
AUGAAAAUGUACUGCAUAGUAGAAUGACCCUCCACAUGACACGUGGUUAUUGCUGUCACAUAAAUAUGGUAAGCAUGUGUACGGUGUCUUCAUGCUCUCUCUGUUUAAAUCCCACUCACUAAAUCUCUGUAUCUCUGGGAGCUUCCCGUCCUCGUUGUCAGAUCUGAUUGGAGGACAAUCCUCUUUCCUCAUACCUGCACAUUAAACCCAAUCUCCCACAGACACUGGUAAACGGAGGUUGCUAUGGAUACACACCUUCCCUUGAAGAGUUGCAUAAUCUUCUCAGCAUCUCAAGAUACCUUGAGUGACAGGAGAACUCUGCAUCCAUGGAAGAAGCAGGAAGAGGAGGAGCUUCCCACUCGGUGUGCUACUUAGUAUUCCAUCCAGGUCUCUGUGGCAUCUCUCACAUCUGCGUGGCCAGGUGAUGCCCGUGGAGAUUGGGGAUUGAUUGUUGACAUUCAUUAUUACGAUCUGAUCCUCAGGGAUGCCGACCUAGUGACUACAAAGCACGAUGGCCAACUCUUCUACUGCAUUCUCUCCAUUCUACCAUACCAUUUAUUUGUUUAAACACUUCUGCCUCAGGGAGGUUUUUUUCCCAAACACAUUUUCUGAGACAAUGUCAGACCAUUUAACAAACCAUGUAUUAUUAAACCCAUCCAAUGGAGGGGAGCAGUUCAGUCCAAUACACCGAAGAGAAUUUUAUUUUUUCUUUCUCACUCUCUCUCUCUCUCUCUCUCUCUCUCUACUCCAUUAUCCUUCCGUUGGUCAAUGCGUCAUAUGUUUGGAAAGGAUGGAGUGUGCGGGAAUGGAGGAGGAGGGGGGGGGGCUUUAGAGGAAGAAAAAAGAGAGGGAAUAGAGGAGAACAGUUCAGAGGAGUACCAAUAGAAGACAUCGCGAGGGAAUCAGGGGAAUCUUUCCUCUCAGUUUUUCCAUUUGUGACCUGAAAGACCUAAAAGAAGAGAAAGCUGUAUUAAAAUGAAAAGAACACCAUCUGCUUUCUAAUAUUCCUCAUCAAUUCCAAUGCUUUGCCUUCACAGCAACUCUCAACCUCAUUCUCCUGCAUGAUCUCAUGUAUCUUUUGUUUUUCAAUUUCUUUGACAGUACAUACUAUCAUUCUUGUUGCUUCCUUCCAUGCAUCUCUUUCUUUCCACUCCCCGCUCUCUCCUCUCUCUCUCUCUCUCUCUCUCUCUCUCUCUCCCUCUCUCCGGCUUCUUAAAGACAGUGCCGCUCUGCUGCUCUACAUCACAGCUACUGUUUCUCACUCUCCUCUCUUCCACUCAGCUUUGCUCCUCUUCUCUCUGUUUCUCUCCACUCAUUCAGACCGCAUGCUCGAAGUUAUCUCUGGCACUGUUGGGUCUUUGUGGCCAGUGGAAGUGGACCCGGACACCCUGUAUGGUCUGAAGGUGUUUUCCCGAUCCAGUGGAUCUGUGGGGAGGGGAGGGAGGAUAGGGAGGGGGUGCAGGUGAAGAACGGCUUGUUCGGAAGGAAACAGGUUGCGUGUUUUUGCGACAGGGACUGAGGAGGGUCAUGCUUCAUGAGUUAAGUGGAUUUCGGACUGAGACCCCUCGUGCAUCGCCGCCCCAAUGUGGGGCCCUUUUCCGGAUGGCGGGAACGUCCGGCCAGGAGGGACGAACCAGCUGGAUGCUCCUCGGCCGCUCAACUGGACCAUACGGAAACUGUGCCAUGCAGCCUUCCUUCCGUCUGUGCGCCUGCUGAAGGCACAGAAAUCAUGGAUAGAAAGAGCUUUCAGCAAGAGAGAAUGUGUGCACAUUAUUGUAAGCACCAAAGACCCCCAUAGGUGCUGUUGUGGCCGUCUAAUUGGUCAACAUAUUGGCCUGCCCCCCAGCAUCUCCUCCAAUCAGAAUGAGAAGUCAGAGCGUGUGCCAAAGAAUGACAGCUUGUCAGAGAAGUGGUCCAUCAGCAAGCACACCCAGCUCAGUCCCACUGACGCCUUUGGAACCAUUGAGUUCCAGGGAGGUGGACACUCCAACAAAGCAAUGUAUGUACGAGUUUCUUACGACACUAAGCCAGACUUACUGCUGCAUCUGAUGACGAAGGAGUGGCAGCUGGAGCUUCCCAAACUGCUCAUCUCUGUUCAUGGAGGACUUCAGAACUUCGAGCUGCAGCCCAAACUCAAGCAAGUCUUCGGCAAGGGUCUCAUCAAGGCGGCCAUGACCACUGGAGCCUGGAUCUUCACUGGAGGAGUCAAUACUGGAGUCAUAAGACAUGUUGGUGAUGCUCUAAAAGACCACGCUUCCAAAUCGAGAGGGAAGAUCUGUACUAUCGGUAUUGCACCCUGGGGGAUUGUGGAGAACCAGGAAGACCUAGUGGGGAAAGAUGUGGUCCGGCCGUAUCAGACGAUGUCUAACCCUCUUAGUAAGCUAACGGUUCUCAACAGCCUACACUCCCACUUCAUUUUGGCUGAUAAUGGCACCACCGGAAAGUAUGGAGCAGAAGUCAAACUGCGCAGACAGCUUGAGAAGCACAUCUCUCUGCAAAAGAUCAACACGCGGAUUGGACAGGGUGUUCCAGUGGUGGCUCUGAUAUUGGAGGGGGGUCCUAAUGUGAUCUCUAUCGUGCUUGAGUACCUGAGAGACACUCCUCCUGUGCCUGUGGUGGUGUGUGAUGGCAGCGGCCGUGCCUCUGACAUCCUGGCCUUUGGGCAUAAGUACUCAGAGGAGGGCGGAAUCAUAAAUGAAUCUUUGAGAGACCAGUUAUUAGUCACCAUUCAGAAGACGUUUACGUACAGCCGGACGCAGGCCCAGCAUCUCUUCAUCAUUCUGAUGGAGUGCAUGAAGAAGAAAGAACUGAUAACAGUAUUUCGGAUGGGAUCAGAGGGACACCAGGACAUUGAUCUGGCCAUUCUAACAGCUCUUCUGAAAGGGGCCAAUGCAUCAGCUCCAGAUCAGCUGAGCCUUGCUUUGGCCUGGAACAGAGUUGACAUCGCUCGAAGCCAGAUCUUCAUUUAUGGACAGCAGUGGCCUGUGGGCUCUCUAGAGCAGUCUAUGCUGGACGCACUGGUGUUUGACAGAGUGGACUUUGUGAAGCUGUUGAUUGAGAAUGGAGUGAGCAUGCACCGCUUCCUGACACUGUCCAGACUUGAAGAGCUCUAUAAUACGAGGCAUGGUCCAUCCAACACCUUGUACCACCUUGUCAGAGAUGUGAAAAAGGGUAACCUGCCCCCUGACUACCGCAUCAGCCUGAUUGACAUCGGAUUGGUAAUUGAAUACCUCAUGGGUGGAGCCUAUCGCUGCAAUUACACCAGGAAGAGAUUUCGGACCCUAUAUCACAACCUUUUUGGACCCAAAAGACCAAAAGCCCUGAAGCUGCUUGGAAUGGAGGAUGACAUGCCCAUUAGGCGCGGACGUCAGAAGACCACAAAGAAGCGAGAGGAGGAAGUAGACAUUGACCUGGAUGACCCGGAAAUCAAUCACUUUCCUUUCCCGUUCCAUGAGCUGAUGGUUUGGGCAGUGCUGAUGAAACGGCAGAAGAUGGCCCUGUUCUUCUGGCAGCAUGGCGAGGAGGCCAUGGCUAAAGCGCUGGUGGCCUGUAAGCUCUGUAAGGCAAUGGCCCACGAAGCAUCCGAGAACGACAUGGUAGAUGACAUUUCACAAGAGCUCAAUCAAAACUCAAGGGAGUUCGGUCAGCUGGCUGUUGAGCUGCUCGAUCAGUCGUAUAAGCAGGAUGAACAGAUGGCCAUGAAGCUGUUAACCUACGAGCUGAAGAACUGGAGUAAUGCCACCUGUCUGCAGCUGGCCGUGGCUGCCAAGCACAGGGACUUCAUCGCCCACACGUGCAGCCAGAUGCUACUCACUGACAUGUGGAUGGGACGUCUGCGUAUGCGCAAGAACUCUGGCCUAAAGGUUAUCUUAGGCCUGCUUCUGCCCCCCUCCAUAUUGAGUCUUGAGUUAAAAAAUAAGGACGAGAUGUCGUACAUGCCACAGGAUCAGGACACCUACCUGCAGGAGAAGGAUGUGGAUGAACCUGAGAAACAAGCUAAGGAGAAAGAGGAGGAUGACAUGGAGUUCACAGUAAGAUCUUACUGUGAGACGCAGUACAACUCCGUGGCUAUGCUGGGAAAUGUCAGUUCAGAAGCGUCGCGUAAGAAAAGGGUGGAAGAGGUUCAGAACCGCCAUCGACUGAUUCCAGUGGGUCGCAAAAUUUAUGAGUUUUACAACGCCCCUAUCGUCAAGUUCUGGUUUCACACGUUGGCCUAUGUAGGAUACUUGAUGCUCUUCAACUAUAUUGUUCUGGUGAAGAUGGACCUGUGGCCCUCUCCUCAGGAGUGGAUUGUUAUUGCCUACAUUUUCACCAAUGGCAUCGAGAAGAUGAGAGAGAUCCUCAUGUCAGAGCCAGGGAAGCUCCUGCAGAAGGUGAAAGUGUGGUUACAGGAGUACUGGAACAUCACUGACCUCAUGGCUAUCCUCAUCUUCUCCAUUGGGAUGGUGCUUCGCCUGCAAGACCCGCCCCUGAUGAGCUACGGGAGGGUCAUUUACUGUGUCAAUAUCAUCUAUUGGUACAUACGACUGCUUGACAUCUUUGGAGUGAACAAAUACCUGGGUCCAUAUGUCAUGAUGAUCGGCAAGAUGAUGAUUGACAUGAUGUAUUUUGUGAUCAUCAUGUUGGUGGUUCUGAUGAGUUUCGGAGUGGCGCGGCAGGCUAUCCUCAAUCCCAAUGAGGACCCGUCCUGGAUGCUGGCACGCAACAUCUUCUUCAUGCCGUAUUGGAUGAUCUACGGAGAAGUGUUUGCUGACCAAAUCGACCCUCCAUGUGGUCAGAACAUCACCACAGAGGAAGGAGUCAUUGUGCCUCUCCCACCUUGCAAAACAGGAGCUUGGAUUGUCCCAGCCAUCAUGGCCUGCUACUUGCUGGUGGCCAACAUCCUUCUGGUUAAUUUGCUAAUUGCUGUCUUUAAUAACACAUUCUUUGAAGUGAAGUCCAUCUCCAACCAGGUGUGGAAGUUCCAGAGGUACCAGCUGAUCAUGACCUUCCAUGAACGGCCUGUCCUUCCUCCUCCUCUCAUCAUUUUCAGUCACAUAACUAUGGUCCUCAAACACCUCUGCUGUCGUUGGAGGAAACAUGAUGAGGAUGAGCGGGACUAUGGGCUGAAGCUCUUCAUUACUGAAGAUGAACUGAAGAAGGUACAUGACUUUGAAGAGCAGUGCAUGGAGGAGUAUUUCAGAGAGAAAGAUGACCGCUUCAAUUCCUCCAAUGAUGAAAGGAUACGCGUGACAUCUGAAAGGGUGGAGAACAUGGCAAUGCGUCUUGAGGAAGUGAAUGAGAGGGAACAUUUCAUGAAAGCAUCCCUGCAGACUGUGGAUAUCCGGCUCGCCCAGAUGGAGGAGAUGAUCGGCCGCAUCACUGUGGCACUGGAGCGGGUUGCUGGUAUGGAUCGAGGCGAAGUCAACAAAGCCCGGUCCAGGACAUCAUCUGACUGCACAGAUACAAAUUAUAUCCUGCGCCAGAGCAGUUUCAACAGCCAAGAAGGCAAUUCCUACAGGCUACAGGAGUCUCUGGAGCAGGGUGGCGAAGAGUCUAUCUCCCCUACAUCUCCAACCACUCUGGCCCCACGUGUCCGCAGUCACUCCUUCUAUGUAAGCCACUCCUCCAAGGAUAGGAGCGGUGCAGAUCGAGGAGAAGGCUUCUUUAAAGACCGAUUGUUCAGCCUCCAUCGGGCCAACAGCUCACAGUCUGUGUCCUCAGGAGCAGGUCCCAAAGAGUCCAAGCCCACACCUUUGAAUACUUUAUCUGUGGACCAGCAGCUACGCCCUUCUUCCUGUAUAGACAUCUAUGUUUCUGCCUCAGAGGACGUCCCGCCCACUGAGAGCUUCUUGGAGCCGGUCCGGGCAGUUCCAUCUCUUGCUCGAGACUCAUCUCUCCAUUCUGAGAUCAUGGAUGUGGUGCUCUCAGGGGGGCGGGACUGCAGUGGCAGGGCAGGGGGCAGUGACAGACAGUCGGAUGGCACGGUCCUGUUUGAGGACAGUGCUGCCGCUGACCUAUCACUCUGCUCUGCCCACCUUCUGCCAGAUACCUUGCCCUCCUGGGACCUGGACCCCUCGCCGCCGCCAUCAGCUGGUGCUCUCGAGCGGUCCAAGAGCAGCCGCUUCCUAUCCACAGCAGGGCCUCUGUUUCUGGAUGAGCCACCAUUGGUUAAGUCACACAGCCUGAUGUUCAAUUCACGUGGUUACUAUGGCGGCAUGGGCGUGCAGGUAAAGGCAGCCGAAUAUACCAGCAUAACUGAUUGCAUUGACAUCCGUUGCGUCUCUACCCCUUACCCUGUCCCAGAGAGGUCUGACUCACCUGGAGGCUCUUUCACAUUCGAUAAACCCCAGGACCUGGGCGUCUCACACCCUGAAAGAGAUGCUGAGCUCAGUCACGCAGAAUCGGAUCCAGAGGAACCUGCAGAGGGGUCAGCGCACACAGGUAAGGGGGGUCAAAGCAGCAGUGGGGGAUUAGGCACAGACCUGGGCCUCGGCCUCCCACUGGGUCCGUUUUGCUCGCCAAUUUCUAGACUAGAGCGUGCAAACAGCUGCUCCUCUUCAGAGGAGUCGCACUCCAACAUCUACUCCCAAAAGAGCUUCUCCAUUAGUGAGAAAAUGGACAAGGGUCGUGGAAGCUCCAGGAAUCCUUUCCAGAAGGCCAGAGCCGGGGCAAGGCUGGAGGGUAAGACAGACUCACUGUCCACGAGGAAACUGGCCAAACCCUCAGCGUUCCAAAGUUUUGAUAACAGACACAAUUACACGUGAUGAUGGCAGACAAGUAGUGAUGCCAUUGUAGAACUAGGUUCUGUAGGAUGGCUCUACCUCGUUUAAAAUUUAAGGGCCAGUCCAUUGAUUAGUACUGUCUGAGUGAGUAAUUAGCUGUACACUGGAAUGGUUUAUCAUGGGUAUCAACUUCCUGUUAAUUUCCUGUUAUAACACUGAAUGCCAAGUCAGAUUUUCUUUAGUAUUCAUAGAUUCAGAAGAUGACCACUGCCAUUAGGCCAACAUUAGUACCCAGUUGAGGAGAAAACUUUGCAAUUUAAGGGCCUGUUAACACUAUGAUGAAUGUUCGGUAUAAUAAAAAUAAUCAUUUGAAUGAAUGGCUGUUAAUGUUAAAAACCAAUAAGCUUUUUGGUCACAUGCCUACAGCCGCUGCUGUUACAUUAACUACAUCUUAAGGGUUGGUCACUCAUCCAAAGUAACUUUGCAUUUCGCUGCAUUCCAAAGUUCAAGUUUGGUGAACUCUGAAACCAUGAAAGUGUGUGACCAAUAGAAGAUUGAUAUGUGACAGCAUGGACUCUUAGCUGUAUUAAAACUGCAGUGCUACAGGAAAGUGGAGUAGAUUGUAUGUUUUACAUUGUAGAUUUAUUAUUAAUUGUUGUGUGUUGAAUUUAAAGGACACUGCAGAGUGUGCCCUCAUAUCAUGACUGUUGCAGUGUAUGAAGAAAGUGUGACCUCUGCUUUAGUGGCGCACACCUACAGACCAUUUUGCAGAUCCUUCCUCUACUAUUUACAAAAAAUAUAUAUAUUAAAUAGCAGAUCAAGGAUCUGGAACCGGCUCUAAUGGCUCUGUACUCUUCUAUUUUGUGUUGUUUGAUAAACACCAUUUAUUUCUCUUUGACAGAUGAGCUCCAGAGAUGAAAAGUAUUACCGUAUUUUCCGGACUAUAAGUCACACUUUUUUUCAUAGUUUGGCUGGUCCUGCAACUUAUAGUCAG